AUUGAAACGCAACGCCUUACGCAUUCCCUGUAGCUUCCCUACUCACGCGUUCACACAUUCAAACAAUCACAACCGUUGAAUGAAAUCUAGCAGUUCAUAUUCUAUACGAAUAAAGCCGACUUCAAACACGCAUCUAAAACACAUACCGUUCGAUCUUAAUCCAAGGGUUCCAAUCGACGAAUCCGCAAAUGCGUGAACGCAGGGAAUCGGGAAGGAAGGUUCGACGGAAGAACCUUCUCUGACUCGCUAAACGAAAAAACGAACGAACGCUUUCUCUUUCUUCCACGCGCUUUCCUUCUCCUUCUCCUUCUUCACGAUCAGAUCCUUUGAAACCCUAAGCAAAAUUGGAAUCCGAAUAAGGAUAGGGAAAAGGAGAAGGAGAUGUAUAGCAAUUUCAAAGAGCAAGCAAUAGAGUACGUGAAGCAAGCGGUGCACGAAGACAAUGAAGGUAAUUACCCUAAAGCGUUUCAGCUUUACAUGAACGCCUUGGAGUACUUCAAAACGCACCUCAAGUACGAGAAGAACCCUAAGAUCAAGGAGGCCAUCACGCAGAAAUUCACCGAGUACCUCCGCCGGGCCGAGGAGAUCCGGGCCGUCCUCGACGGCCCCGCAGGCCCCGCCUCCAACGGGGAUGCAGCCGUCGCCACGCGGCCCAAGACCAAGCCCAAGGAUGGCGACGCCGACGGGGAGGACCCCGAGCAGACCAAGCUCCGGGCCGGCCUCAACUCCGCGAUCGUCCGCGAGAAGCCCAACGUCAAGUGGAACGACGUCGCGGGCCUCGAGAGCGCCAAGCAGGCCUUGCAGGAAGCCGUUAUCUUACCCGUCAAGUUUCCUCAGUUCUUCACCGGUAAACGACGACCUUGGCGAGCGUUUUUGUUGUACGGACCACCGGGGACAGGUAAAUCGUAUCUGGCCAAGGCCGUCGCAACAGAAGCUGAUUCUACGUUUUUCAGUGUUUCUUCAUCAGACCUGGUUUCAAAGUGGAUGGGUGAAAGUGAAAAACUGGUUUCAAAUCUUUUCCAAAUGGCUCGCGAGAGUGCACCUUCUAUCAUAUUCAUUGAUGAAAUAGAUUCUCUGUGUGGUCAGCGUGGAGAAGGGAAUGAGAGUGAAGCUUCAAGACGAAUUAAAACUGAACUUCUGGUGCAGAUGCAGGGUGUAGGACACAAUGAUCAGAAAGUUCUUGUUCUAGCAGCUACAAAUACACCUUAUGCUCUAGAUCAGGCAAUAAGGCGGCGUUUUGAUAAGCGCAUAUACAUACCCCUACCUGAUAGGAAGGCUCGACAACACAUGUUCAAGGUGCACCUAGGAGAUACUCCCCAUAACCUGGCUGAAAGUGAUUUUGAACAUUUGGCUCGCAGGACAGAGGGGUUUUCAGGUUCAGAUAUAUCUGUCUGUGUGAAGGAUGUUUUAUUCGAACCUGUUCGCAAAACCCAAGAUGCCAUGUUUUUCUUUAAGAAUCCUGAGGGUAUGUGGAUCCCAUGUGGGCCAAAGCAACAGAGUGCAAUACAAAUUACAAUGCAGGAGCUUGCUACGAAAGGACUUGCUUCUCAGAUCCUGCCACCACCUAUAUCGAGAACAGAUUUUGACAAAGUACUUGCUAGACAAAGACCUACAGUAAGCAAGGGUGACCUUGACAUUCAUGAGAGAUUCACAAAGGAGUUCGGAGAGGAAGGAUAAUUCUGAUGGAAUUUUUCUUCAACCAUCUGCACCAGUUUUAACAUGUUAUGAUUUGUAAUUUACAGAGCUAUUGGAUCAAGUGAAAUGCAUAUUUUUACUUCUCAUAAAUUGUGUAUACGAAUAGUCUGAAACGAUCAGAAAAAUAAAUUGCAUGUGAAUAUGUGAUGCUGGUUACU
Molecule: messenger RNA, 1853 nt
Organism: Cajanus cajan (pigeon pea)
Lineage: Eukaryota; Viridiplantae; Streptophyta; Magnoliopsida; Fabales; Fabaceae
Product: protein SUPPRESSOR OF K(+) TRANSPORT GROWTH DEFECT 1
Biological process (GO): vacuole organization; endosomal transport
Molecular function (GO): ATP hydrolysis activity; ATP binding
Source: RefSeq, a predicted model, not a curated record